AUGCGGAACACUUCCUGCUAUCUCCCGAAUGGCCUCGCAUUCACCGUAUCGCCGGUGUUCGGCGGGGUCACGUUCAAGUCGAAUGAUAUGAGUACUACGAGCACGACUUUCCCACCUGGCUGGACCGUCAUUAUCCACAGCGAGAAGGCCGGAAACCCUCCGGAAGAAAGAGGAAGGGCGGGCUCUGAGAAUGGCCGUCCGUCCGAUGACGAUGACGAUGACUACAUGAGCCGCUUCACAAAUCCCACACUGAAUCGCGAUGGCCUCUAUAUUUCGUACAUUGUGAAUCCGCCCUCCAGCGAGUUCAAGCCGGUAACAUCACCUACCCGUCAGAUUGCAAUGAUGCUCUGGGCGACGUUAUGGUGGUAUUUCCAUGAGCCGGAACCCGAUCGACAUCUGCAGACAGCUGCGUCUAGCUCGACACCUCAUGUCGGCCAACCCAAAGGUGAUUGGCGCGUCAAGAUCCGCCGCGAGGGCAUUUUCAAGGGCCGGAAUCUCCUGCAAAAGCUGGAGCGCAUGGGCCUGGUUUCAAGCGAGGAUUCGUCGGUCGGCCUGCAGCCCGUCGAGACCCGAGAUUCCGGGAGCUGGUCGAAGAUGUUCAUGAGCCAGCGGUCCUUCUGGCAACUCGACCCUCGUCUCUUCCUGUUUACGAUGACCCCUCGCGGAUCACCGCCAUCUCCUUCCCUGACUCCCUUCCAGUCACGGCAUGCUUCUCCGGCGCGAGAUGAUCUGCCUUCCGGCACUCUGCCACCAACCGAGGCGGCCUUCUCCACCGCCAACACGGAAGUGUUCACAUCCGUAGGGCCUUUCACCUCGGCCAGUCACCUCCCAACAUACUACCCGCCGGCGCCGACCCAGUAUACCUUUACCAAUGGUGUGCGCCAUCCCUUGCGCCCCAAGCCACCGCAUCAAGGGGAGGUUUUUUACGUCCGCUACAUCCCCAGUGUGAGCCAAUAUAUCUCACUUCGAGUCCCCUACCUCCCAGCGACUAAACAAGGAACUACACCUGCGGCGGCGGUCGACGGUCGGCCAACAACCCCAACGAAACCCGUCAGUUCACAGGUUACCGGCAUCAAGCAACAUCUGUGUCAAACUAUGUCAUCGGAUCUCGAGACGCUGCACCGGUGGAUGAAUGACCCUCGUGUGGAAGCGAUGUGGCAGGUUGGCGGCCCAAAGUCCGUGCAGGAGAAGUUCCUGCUGGACAAUCUGAGCAGUCGUCAUAGCUUCCCCGUGAUCGGGUGCUGGGACGGAAAGCCUUUCGGAUACUUCGAGAUCUAUUGGGUGAAGGAGGACCCCCUGGGUCGACUGCUCGAUCGGGUUGACAACUAUGACCGGGGUAUUCAUGUGCUUGUUGGCGAACAUGAGUUCCGCGGUCCUCACCGUGUCGCCCUUUGGCUCACUACACUGGUGCAUCAUUGUUUCUUGGCCGAUAUGCGAACCGAGACCGUUGUCUUGGAGCCCCGCGUGGAUAACAUCAAACUCAUCAACUAUCUCCAGGAUGUGGGGUUCUAUAAAGAAGGCGAAGUCAGCUUCCCCCAUAAGCAGUCUGCCGUGAUGAAGAUCAAGCGCGAGUUCUGGGAGGCCCCGGCUAUCUGA
Molecule: messenger RNA, 1596 nt
Organism: Penicillium argentinense
Lineage: Eukaryota; Fungi; Ascomycota; Eurotiomycetes; Eurotiales; Aspergillaceae
Product: GNAT family N-acetyltransferase
Exons: 1
Coding region: 1-1596 (531 amino acids)
Biological process (GO): siderophore biosynthetic process
Source: RefSeq, a predicted model, not a curated record